ACUUAGUUGUAAAACCAGUUUCUUAUUGGCGCGCAGAAACCAAUAAUCCAUGAAGCCUCCAAUGGUGAACACCGUUACUCAUACGCUACCGAGUUGACUCACCCAGCUAUGGCGUCGACCACGAAACAGUUAUCUUUCAUGCCUCCUCAAAAGUCACACGAAAAUGGUCACAAUUGGGAAACUGUACGAGCAAAUGGAGUGACAGCACAGGAAAUGAAAGAGGAGGCGGUUCGGAAAUCUCGGAAGCAGCCGCACGAGAGCUACGAACAGACGCCGCUAAUCGUCGCUGUGAUCACGUAUUUCGGCUACGCCGUGCUCGUCAUCUUUGGCCACCUUCGCGACUUCAUGAAGAAGCACGGACUAGAGGAGAUACACUCCGCUAAGGAGUAUCUCAAGGGUCAUACUCCACUCUACUCUAGCUUUGAGAGCUUUUACACGAGGAAUUUGUACGUGAGAAUCCGCGACUGCUGGAACAGGCCCAUAUGCAGCGUGCCGGGAGCUGAGGUGGUGUGCCUGGAGCGCAAGAGUGAUGACUACAACUGGCAUCUUGAAUCAAACGCGUUUCAGACAGCAGAAGCAUUGGAAGUGACGCGUAAUGUGCCGAGGUUUCACUUUCUGACAACAUGGCCCCCGGUUUCUGGUACUAUGUUGAUAGGCACAAUGGCGAUACACGUAGAGCUAGAGCAGCUGAUCUCUCGUUUUCUCGGCACGGAAGACGCCAUCUGCUUUGGAAUGGGUUUUGCCACCAACGCUAUGAAUAUGCCUUGUUUAGUUAGUAAGGGAUGCUUGAUAAUAAGUGAUUCGUUAAACCACGCUUCCCUUGUUCUUGGAUCUAGAUUGUCAGGAGCAACGAUUAAGGUUUUCAAGCACAAUGAUAUGAAAGAUCUUGAGUCGAUCCUAUUGGAUGCGGUUGUCUACGGACAGCAUAGAACUCACAGACCCUACAAAAAGAUUCUCAUUGUUGUAGAAGGAAUCUACAGCAUGGAGGGCGCCGUCGUGCGUCUGCCAGACAUCGUACAGCUGAAGAAGAAGUACAAGGCGUACCUGUACGUCGACGAGGCGCAUAGCAUCGGCGCGAUGGGUGGCACGGGCCGCGGCGUCGUCGAGUACUGGGGAUGCGAGCCGCGCGACGUUGACGUCAUGAUGGGAACCUUCACUAAGAGCUUCGGCGCCGCAGGCGGAUACAUCGCUGGAUCGAAGAGGCUGGUCGAUCACCUGCGUGCAAAAUCCCACAGCGUUGUCUAUGCCACUAGCAUCUCCCCACCGGUCGCCCAACAGAUCAUCACGACAACAAAGGUCAUCAUGGGAGAUCUGUGUCCGGACGAAGGACAGAGAAGGAUAUUCCAACUUGCACGCAAUGCCAAAUAUUUUAGGAAUCGGCUAAAGGAAAUGGGCUUCAUUGUGUAUGGCAAUGAUGACUCCCCUGUAGUGCCAAUGCUCAUCUACAUGCCUGCAAAGAUUGCAGCAUUUGGCCGGAUGAUGUUUGAGCGAAAUAUCGGCACCGUCCAAGUUGGUUUUCCGGCAACUCCCAUCAUCGAGUCGAGAGCACGCUUCUGUCUCUCCGCAGCGCACACCAAGGAGAUGCUAGACUAUGCUUUGAAGCACAUAUCAGAAGUUGGAGACAUACUGUUGCUGAAGUAUUCAAGAAGACCGCGGCCCACCACGAAGGCAGUGUGGUGAUCUGAUCACAGCAGGCACACAUACGUACGCGUUCUGCCAAGAUGCAGAUUGUCGUGUGAAGAUAGUAGUAUCAUCUUCAGCCUCAUACAGUAUAAAUUUGUGCUGUAUAGAUCCACAGCAAAUCUGUUGUUCAAUAAUUGCAUUGAUAUAGUUAAUUGUUAAUUCAUAUACUGAUAGAAACUCGCAAACUGGGUACUAAAUCUACUAGUAACGUUCGCUUAGACCUUGCUGGUCACGUAUACAUUUCACUAGGCAGUGGUUACUAGCAGUGUUAUUCGUGUAGAUGUAGAAUGGCAGUGAGAGCUAGCAAUUGCUUCAGAUCAGAUGUAUUCCUGGCAAAGCCGUGUGUGUGUGUGUCUGUGCGUGUGUGUUCGUGCGUGCAUUCGUGUGCGCGUGCGUGUGUGGCACCGUGAAUGCAUGGGUGCGUGCUUGUGUUGCGUUGUCUCAUUCCUGCAUGGUCAUACUUAAUGCCAUGGAUAAGUCAUUUCAACGGAAGCUACCCUUGCACAAUAUUAACCAAUGAAGAUUGCAUGCAUCAUGUCUAUAGUAUACCACCGAUACCCAUAGCAUGUGAAUACUUAUUUUUUACCGUUUUUAAGGGCACUUGUAACCUGUCGAAAUGUCUGGGGUUCAUAUUCGUGAUUUUCGUCACUGUAGGGACCACGACAGACACUCAAUGUUAAUGUUAGCAUGAGUGGAGUCAGGGAUGUAUCCCUGGGGGCGAGACCAAUAAAAAUCUGCUCGGUGGACCAGAAUGCAGGGGGCGAAUUCCGAGACUCGUGCGUAAACAUAUGUAAACGUCGGACGGAGACACACUGCAUGUACGUCUCUCAACCUCUAGCGUUGUCCGCAUUUUACAGAAAAGUAGACGGACGCUGUUCCCGAUGCCGGCUUUGUUUGUGAACUGCUUGCCUUACCUCCAGCUUUUUUUUGCUUGUUUUGUUUUUCAGUAUAAUUCAUCUUUGUUAUAUAAUAGUGAUCCUAAACUGGCUUUGAAUUUAACUUGAAUUAAAUUGAAUGUGAAAGUUAACAAGUGGGCUUUGAAAGUGUUUGCUAUGUCACUAUAAAAUGGCAACAGUUACUGUGCGGGGUCAACGUGUUACAUGUAGUCAUAACUAAAUCAUGAAUUCAUAUUUAUCUUGUGUUAAAUCCAAGAAAUUAACACACUAUAGAAAUUUUCGAUCUCCCUUCGGGAAAUCUUCAUCAGGAUGUGACGUCAUCAUAGGUGGCAGCCAUAUGUGUAUGAUAGUAAGUUAAUUUCUUGGAUUUAACACAAGAUAAAUAUGAAUUCAUAGUUUUCAACAAAAUCCAAUUAACUUAUUUCAUUCGUUACUAAAUCAAUUCCACCAGUUUUAAUGUUUUGAAAGUUCACAUGUGUACCUGUGUUACGUGUGCGUUUGAUUUGCGACUGAUGACUUUAUCCACUGCUGAUAAUCAGUUGCGGUAUUGUGACUACAUGUGUCCUGGCCGCCAUGUUUCUUUGUAUUGUCCACACAUCCACACGUAUGCACGAAAAUGCCCGAUUCACGGAAUAUAUUGAAUGAUGUUUGUAAAUUCGUUGUGUGCUACGCUUUGUGUCAAUUUAAGUAUGUGGAAAAGAUA
Messenger RNA from Priapulus caudatus, 3282 nucleotides. Its product is annotated as serine palmitoyltransferase 2-like. Gene Ontology annotation, cellular component: serine palmitoyltransferase complex. Gene Ontology annotation, biological process: sphingosine biosynthetic process; ceramide biosynthetic process. The record is from RefSeq and is a predicted model, not a curated record. The transcript is spliced from 12 exons. Lineage: Eukaryota; Metazoa; Priapulida; Priapulimorpha; Priapulimorphida; Priapulidae. Gene Ontology annotation, molecular function: serine C-palmitoyltransferase activity; pyridoxal phosphate binding. The coding region runs from base 109 to 1680 and encodes 523 amino acids.